AUGAGUCAAUCGAACCAUUCUGGGCAACCACGAAAGAAACUGGCAAAGUGUUCUGCAAAUGUACCUGCGACCCAAACUAACAAACACAAGCUAAAACGAAUUUCCUCGACAUCAACGUAUAUAGUGGACGAUGAGGAUAGAUUGAAUCUUAUGAAAAUUCCAACAUCGGAAAAUUCAUCGAAUACUGAGUUACGGAAAAACGUCAAUCGUCCCGUUAAAAGAAUUGAUAAAACGACCUCAAGCACGUUUUACGGAGUCCGAAAAUCGUGGAAUCACUGCAACACGAAGCCAUCGAACACUUUCGUGCCGGACAAUUCUGUUAUCGAAGAAGAGAGCGAGCUGAUCUGUUCGUUGACGAAGCAGCUGUAUCUGGUAGAGUCUCAGAUGCAGAUGAUACAGAGCGAUUUGAGGAAAAAGGAUGAACAGCUGAAGUUGAAAGAUCAAGAAAUGAACCGGCUGAAACGGAAAAUCAAAGAUUGGGAAUCAAAGAGCAAGGAACAAGAGACGCUGCGUAAGAAGGAGCAACAGCAACGACGCAUCCAGAAGGACUAUUCGGAACAGCUUUACCGACAAUGCCUGAUGCUCGAACACAGAAUCCACGAGAUGGAGAAGUUCUUGGCCGAUUACGGUCUGAUCUGGGUCGGCGAUACGAACAGCCCGAGGAACCCUGAAACCGCCAUCAAUAAUUACAUCGAGACUUGUUACGAGCAAAUUAUCGCAAACAUCGAUCAGCUAAACUUAGCCGCAGGAAAGGGCGAAGUUCACGUGCAGCAUAACGAGAAAGGAACAGGCGCCACGUUCAAAACUGCUUCUUGCAUGUCCUUGAAAUUCUACAAGAAUGGAAUGACUGUACAAGAUGGAUUAUUACGCCUUUACGAUGAUCCUGCCACGAUAUCCUUCCUGCAAGACAUUUUGGAAGGAUAUUUCCCUUCGGAAUUGCAGCAGGAUUAUCCAAAUGGAGUACCUUUUAAGGUAGAAGAUCGGAGGAAACAGAUGUACGUGGACAACUCCGUCGAUUUUCCCGGUCAAGGUUAUCGGCUGGGAAAGCAGCCUCAGACUGAUAAUAUACCGGUAGUGUCGAACAGAACUCGUCGGCCAUGCACCACGUCCCUGAAAUCAGGUCGUCGUACUUCACUUUCAAAGGACACUCUAUCUGGUUCCGAUUAUUCUGUGGCACUUUCAACUGCCAGAUCAGGAAAAUCGAAAAGUCCGUCCGCCGAAACUCCAUCUCUCGAAAUGUAUGUUCUCCGUUCUCAAAUACUGGCAUCACAUAACAACAUAUGUUCCGAUACGCAUCUACAAUCGCACAUUAACGCCGAACUUGGUUUAAGUAGUCGAAAAGAGAAGCGAGAUCUGGCUACUAAAAACACAGAUUAUGAUUUUGUAACAAGCGAGAGGUCUCUAAGAUCAAGGCGUGUAUUAAGAUUUCCAAGUUCUGGUCAUUGUUAUCAUUCUUCCAGAGAGAGAUUAUCGUCUAAACCAUCCCCUAGUAGAUCGGAAAACAAAGACGAUCUUCCCAAACAAAGAACAAGAUCUUCCAGUUUGCCAAACUCCCGUAUAUCCAUGACUUCUAAACCGAUAACAAAGUCUGGACCAUUCAGUGGGUUCAGUAAUGUUGACAGUCUACAAUUAUCGAAUUCCCAAAGAGUACAGAACGUAGUCAAACAACAUCCUCGUACUGCAAAGUCUGCGGAACCGAUCAGAAAGAACGCACCACCGAUUUUGCACCAAGUAAACGAACCUUCGGGUAAAGAAGGUGAACUUCGGCUGAAAGUCAGAUCCCUAAACGGUGGCACCGUCUACCUGGCGCACGUCUCCACCGACGAACCGAUAGCUCGACUUUACCAAUUGCUAGACAGAGCAAUGGCGACGACAGUUCCUCGAGGGUACAAGAUUGUCCUCAGCGGUUAUUCGCCAAGAAGGCUAGAUCAAUUAGGCGCAACCUUAAGGGAAAUCGGCAUCACUAGAGACAGUGUCCUACAUUUAGUGAACAAUUGA
Messenger RNA from Nomia melanderi (Alkali bee), 1998 nucleotides. RefSeq lists its product as uncharacterized. The record is from RefSeq and is a predicted model, not a curated record. Gene Ontology annotation, molecular function: ubiquitin binding. Lineage: Eukaryota; Metazoa; Arthropoda; Insecta; Hymenoptera; Halictidae. Gene Ontology annotation, biological process: proteasome-mediated ubiquitin-dependent protein catabolic process.